AUCUAAAUUUAUAAAUAGUCCAUCUGUAUUUUUGAGUGGGCAGUCCUUUCACAAUCCUCGAUGGUAGAAGAAUAUAAAAUUAGUGGAUAGGUGUAAAAGUUCCGUUAGUUAAUACACCAAUAUAAGUUUACAGUAAAUUUAAGGAUUUUAUAUGAAGAAAUGAGCAAAAUCAGUCGUCAUCGCGUCAAGAACAAAUGGGUGCUACCGUGAGGCCACGAGAAUUCGAUGCAGAUCAACCGAGUCAAACCGAACAGUUAGCUAAUUGGAUUAGUAGAGUGCGUUCGAAAAAAAUAAUGUGCCGUAAAAAUCGUAAACGCAACCUUAGAAUUGAAGCCGUUUUAUCGUCAGUUUUAUAUAAAGCGGAACAGGAACUACGCAAUAAACAGCUAUCGAGAAUCAUGAGGUGGCAACAAAUGAGACAACGAUUAAUAGAAGAUAUGGGUUAUAAAGAUGGCAACUAUAAAACCCGAACAUAUAAAGACAGUGAUUUGAAAAAUAACUUGGAUGAAAGUAUACAAAAUAAAUAUGAUGGUAUAUAUAAAGAUGAUGAAGACAAAGUAAAUUGCUAUGAUCAAAUUUACACUCAAGAGCAUUACAACACAUGGGCAGGUCAGUUAUGUCCAGAAUUAAGCAGUCUUGACUCAUUCAUGUCACAAUUAAGUGAAAUAAAAGCCCCUUUUCAGCGAUGAAGGAAAAUAAUUUUAAUAUCACAGAUUACUUUGAUCAAUUCAAUUAUUUAAAAAACCGCCAUGAAUCGGUUUUUUAAUUUAUUAAAAGAGAUAUAAAGAUGAAGAGGAACAUUCAUAUCCAACAUCUGUAUUGGUUCAACAUUGCAACAAGAUUGAUCUAAAAUAGAUAUUGAUGAAACAUGGUGUACAAAUACCAUGGGAAAUAAAUUGUCACCAUUUGGUGUAUAUCUGGGUAUUUUUUACUUACAGUCCUGCUGUUUGAGAUGGAAAUGGUCUAGAAGUUGGGUGUAGCUGUUUCUGGUGAUCUUGAGGGA
Messenger RNA from Ceratosolen solmsi marchali, 1003 nucleotides. RefSeq lists its product as uncharacterized. Bases 195 to 689 code for a protein of 164 amino acids. The record is from RefSeq and is a predicted model, not a curated record. NCBI's taxonomy places the organism in Eukaryota, Metazoa, Arthropoda, Insecta, Hymenoptera, Agaonidae. The transcript has 2 exons.